CGGUGCGCGCGGUCCCUUGCUCGCCAGCCCCGGGCGGACGCUGCCCGCUCCCGGGCCAUGGGCCGUGCGGAGACCCCGAAGAUCUGAGCUGGUCUGGGGACGAUGCGUUGCUGGGGACGCUUUGUGCCAGUCAACAUCCAGAGAAGAGAGCGGAGCAUCCCCGCAGGGGGCCAGGAGCAGCCGGGACCCCCGCACCUCGGAGCCUGCCCAGGGUUAAAGGAAAACUUUGCAGCCCUGAAUGGAGCUUUUUAAUAUGAAACUUAAUGGAAUUAUCUGCACCCCAGAGCACUAUGGAGCAAUUUUCAGCAUGGGAAAGAAAUUGUGUUGUGUGUCUGGUGAUAGAAAAUCGUCUCUCAUUUUGUAGGCAUGACACGAAAUAUAUAUCUAAUGGGGUAGUACCCCCUUGGCGCCAAACAUCUACUUAUAAUCUGAAUGGACAUGCUGGAGCUCUAAGUAAAAGAAGCAUGAAGGCAGUAGUGACAGGAGGCGGAGGCUACUUUGGAUACAGUCUGGGUUGUGCUCUUGCCAAAUCAGGAGCCUCAGUUAUCCUGUAUGAUAUACAAAAACCUCCUUCGGAAGUUCCUAAUGGAGCAGCGUUUAUUCAGGCAGAUGUGAGAAAUUAUGAUGCCCUAUUUGCAGCUUGUGAGGGGGCUGACUGUGUGUUUCACAUAGCAUCCUAUGGAAUGUCAGGACUAGAGCAACUACAAAGAAAACAGAUUGAAUCCAUAAAUAUUGGUGGAACAAAAUUCAUCAUUGAUGUUUGCAAACAAAGAAAUGUCCCGAGAUUGGUAUAUACUAGUACAAUAAAUGUGGUGUUUGGAGGGAAUCACAUUGAAGAAGGUGAUGAGGAAACUGUGCCAUAUUUCCCACUAGAAAAGCAUAUUGACCAUUAUUCCAAGACCAAAUCAAUUGCAGACCAAAUGGUACUAGCAGCUAAUGCAAGUCUACUCUCAGGAGGAGAUAAACUUCGUACAUGUGUUCUUCGCCCACCAGGCAUCUAUGGGCCCAAAGAGCAAAGACACCUGCCACGAAUAGCACGGAAUAUUGAAAGGGGUUUUUUUCGCUUCAGGUUUGGGGAGCCCACUGCUCAAAUGAACUGGGUUCAUGUAGAAAAUCUUGUACAAGCUCAUAUUUUAGCUGCUGAAGCGCUCACCUCUGAAAAGAACUAUAUAGCUAGUGGUCAGGCAUAUUACAUAAACGAUGGCGAGAAUGUCAACCUUUUUGAAUGGAUAACUCCACUAUUUGAAAAAUUAGGCUACAGUCAACCAUGGAUACGUAUUCCUACUUCCUUAGUUUAUGCAGCAGCCACAACAAUUGAAUAUCUGCAUUUCACAUUGAGACCACUUCUUGAAGUGUCACCUUUGCUGACCAGAAAUGAGGUGUGGAACGUCGCUGUAACUCACACUUUCCGAAUAGACAAGGCACGUAAUCAGCUAGGGUACUGCCCAAAGAAGUUUGCAUUUGCUGAUUCUGUGGACCAUUUUAUUAAAACAAGACCAAAAUCCCAGAAUCAUCACUUCUUCCUGAAAAUCUUGCUUUCUUUCAUUGCCAGCCUCUUAAGUUUAAUUUUGCUUUCUUUUAAAUUUGAAAGCCUUUCAGUUAUGCAGUUCUUCAAAGAAAACCAACAUUAAGAUAUGUAACUUGGUUUGUACUAAGUCACACUACAGUUCUGUGCCCACAUGGGCUGCAUUAGGCUUUGUAGUAGUUAUUGGCUUUGACAUAGCAGACUGGCAGCUAAUUUUAGACUUAAACCAAAAAUGUGGUAUAUCAGUAGCUGCUCUUAGAAAGUUAAAGGACUGUACGAUCCCAAACACAAAGGAGAUCACCACUGAAAAAAUGCAGGAAUU
Messenger RNA from Gavialis gangeticus (Gharial), 1847 nucleotides. Its product is annotated as putative short-chain dehydrogenase/reductase family 42E member 2. The record is from RefSeq and is a predicted model, not a curated record. NCBI's taxonomy places the organism in Eukaryota, Metazoa, Chordata, Crocodylia, Gavialidae. Gene Ontology annotation, molecular function: 3-beta-hydroxy-Delta5-steroid dehydrogenase (NAD+) activity. The coding region runs from base 264 to 1631 and encodes 455 amino acids. The transcript has 12 exons. Gene Ontology annotation, biological process: steroid biosynthetic process.